AUGCCUACCCCUUGUGAAUUGGUGUUACCCUAUGGGGAGUUGGACCAAAAAUGUGCAAAGGGAUUGGUCUUUUCAUAUGGGAAUGGGUUAAUACACACAUUGCCUUUACGAGAAAAUCACCUGAAGGUUAUGAUAGACAACAUUGAUAGAUAUGAAAACUUUCCUCUUCCUGUGAUGACAAAAGAAGUUGCUAACCUACAAGGGGCGGUUGGCACUGUAAUUCAAUGGCCUCGGAUUGCAAUUAUUCUUGCAAAGGAACAAAGAGCGAAGAAACAAAUUCCAACCACAAGUUUGGUGCCAACAAUUGCAAGGGCUGGUACAAACAAGAACAUACCCAACCAAACAUCCAGCAAGGCGAGGCCGAUUGAAUAUCUUCGUGAUUGCUUGAAGACCAACCAAGUGGUUAACAUUGUAGCCGAUUCUGGGAUUUUGGAAGUCGGGACAUAUGAUUUUUCGGUUACAUGUGAAGAAUAUUUUUGACUGCUGAGAAAACAAACAACUGAUGCUUCAAUCAUAACUGCUUGGCAACUGAUUCUUCAUUCAAUGGUUCGGACACGUAUGAACAAAUGUGCUUUCUUAAACCCUUAUAAUAUUCUAGGGGAGGCAUGCCAGAAAAACCCAGAGGGUGUCGUUAGUUAUCUUGUUGAUUCCAUUCGUCUGCACCAUGGAAAAUUGUUUCUCAUUGCACCAUAUUUGCAAAAUAAGCAUUGGGUGUUCUUGGUGAUUUCCCUUCGCAAUCGCAUUGUCUAUAUUUUGGAUUCUCUUAAGGAUCGUAUAGAAAAGUCUGCCGACUACCAUUACCUGCUCAAAAAACAUGUGGACAUGGCUUUCAUGAGGUAUGAAAAAGACACUUCAACUCCAAUUGGAUGGAUUUUUGCUAAGUGCAACCAACAACUUGGUGGUUUAGAGAGCAGACAUUAUGUAAUGUGAUGGAUGUUUGAUUUCUUGAAGACAAGACAACAUGGAUUUCCUAGUAAAUCCGGUAGCAUUUGGGAUGACAAAAGUCCCUUUGAGGAAAAUGUGUUGCUUGCAACUGUUGCUACCUGGUCUAGAGAGUUUUUGAAUAACUAUAUGAAUGAUGUGGUCCUUUAAAAAAGCAUAUAUGGGAGGUUAGAAGAAAGAGCCAUUACAAUUAUUUUUUUGGACAAUCCCUAUGCCAAGUCAAGACAAAUGUUUUUUUUUGUAAGUUUUCAUGCAAGUUGUAUGAUGUAUGAAAUUACCAAAUCCACGAUUUCUUUUGCUACCUAGACAAUUGUCUUUGUUUGAUUAUAUUUUUAUCAAUGACUAUUAUGGUUUAUUUAACAGUUCCAUAUAAAAA
Molecule: messenger RNA, 1318 nt
Organism: Lactuca virosa
Lineage: Eukaryota; Viridiplantae; Streptophyta; Magnoliopsida; Asterales; Asteraceae
Source: the annotation of a GenBank genome assembly